Molecule: messenger RNA, 2279 nt
Organism: Xyrauchen texanus (razorback sucker)
Lineage: Eukaryota; Metazoa; Chordata; Actinopteri; Cypriniformes; Catostomidae
Gene: clpp
Product: caseinolytic mitochondrial matrix peptidase proteolytic subunit
Exons: 8
Coding region: 215-910 (231 amino acids)
Biological process (GO): protein quality control for misfolded or incompletely synthesized proteins
Cellular component (GO): endopeptidase Clp complex
Molecular function (GO): ATPase binding; ATP-dependent peptidase activity; serine-type endopeptidase activity
Source: RefSeq, a predicted model, not a curated record
GGGGUCUUGUGGAGGGUUGCGCAACAGAAACAUGUCAUUGCGAUGGGUCUUACAAUGUGGUGUUUCUGCACUCAAAGGAAGUCGGUGCAUUCACCAGAGUGCGCCAUGGAGAAGUCUACUUAUACCUAUCGUGGUGGAGCAGACGCCUCCCAUUCAGAUCAUGAAAACCCGCUGCAUGAUCAUGAGGAAGGAUUACAUCAAGAUGUAGAUUGGAAUGCAGGGGCGAGGAGAACGUGCCUAUGAUAUCUACUCAAGGCUACUUAGAGAGAGAAUCAUCUGUGUGAUGGGCCCAAUUGAUGACUCUGUGGCCUCUCUGGUUAUCGCUCAGCUGCUCUUCCUCCAGUCAGAGAGCAAUAACAAGCCUAUUCAUAUGUACAUCAACAGUCCUGGUGGUGUAGUGACAGCUGGACUUGCGAUCUAUGACACCAUGCAGUACAUCUUAAAUCCCAUUUCUACCUGGUGUGUGGGCCAGGCUGCCAGUAUGGGCAGCCUGCUUUUGGCUGCAGGAACUGGAGGAAUGAGGUAUUCUUUGCCUAAUGCCCGGAUCAUGGUGCACCAGCCCUCUGGAGGUGUUCGGGGGCAAGCAACAGAUAUUGCCAUACAGGCAGAGGAGAUUCUUAAGCUAAAAAGACAGAUCAACAACAUCUAUUCUAAACACACAGGACAGCUUUUGGAGACUAUAGAGGGCGUGAUGGAGAGAGAUCGGUAUAUGAGUCCAAUGGAAGCGCAGGAUUUCGGGAUCAUCGACAAGGUCUUGGUUCAUCCUCCUCAGGCUGGGCAAGAUGAGCCAGAACUUGUUCAGAAAGAACCCACCAGCCCUGCAAAUGCCUCCACUACCCCUCAACAUCAGGCCUCUGAGCCAGGCCAGCCUGGCAGCAACCCUACCUCCUCCUACAAACCUGAACCCUGAAAUAGACUCAGGCAGGAGCGAGUAAACAAGUUAUACUGGUUCAGACUGUCUCUGUUGGGAGAUAUUUGAGGGGACAGUCACCAGCUCACACACCACAUCUGAACCCAGUGACUUUCCUUUUUGUAUUUAAAUUUUUUUGGAAAAGUCUCAUUAAUUUGACUUCUGAGACACAGUUCUGGAAUCUGGACAUUACAGAUGCAUCUGUAGAGAAGUGUGGAACUCAGUCUAACCCUCAAAUUUUUACACUGCAUAGAAAAAUAUAUCUAGCAAGACAUUCGGUUAAUUGUAAACAAAUUGGAUGGCAUCACAAUAUACAGUACAACAUUUGUUGUCUUUAUAUUCUGUGGAUGAGGUGUGUUACCAUGCCACAUAAUAUACUUUUGGUUGUAAAUGUGCCUCUUGUUUAAAUACAAUCCCUUUCAAGCAAGAUUUUUGUAGAUGAUGUUUCAAAUAAAUAAUCAGGUAAAAAAUGUUGGUUUUCCUUUCAGGAAAUAUCUUUCAUUUAACUUUGCAAUAUUACUGAACUUCAUUAAAUUUAAUGUUUGGCCCAAAUAAGGUCACAAGCUUCAAAGGGAUAGUUCACGAAAAAAUUAAUUCACACCGGAGAUGUAUUUGACUUAAUUCCUUUUGUAGAAAACAACGAUUUUUAGAUAAGUAUUAUAGCUCUGUUGUUCCAUACAAUGCAAGUGAGUGGUGGCCAGAACAUUUAAGCUACAAAAAACACAUAAAGGCAGCAUAAAAGUAACCUGUAUGACUCCAGUGGUUAAUCAAUGUCAAUCAAUGUCUUCAGAAGUCAGGUGAUAUGUGUGGGUGUGAAACUGUUCAAUAUUUUAGUCCUUUUUCUAUAAAUCUACAUUUUCACUUCCACAUUCCUUCUUUUGUUUUUUUGUCAAUUCUCAUUCUUCAUGUAUUUCGGCACCUGCUGGUCAAAUGUGGAGAUUUAUGGUAAAAAAAGUGGGACUUAAAUAUUGAUCUGUUUCUCAUCCACACCUAUCAUAUUGCUUGGAUAAUGGCCACCAUUUACUUGCAUUUAAAAGACCAAAUUGCUGAAAUAUUCUUCUAAAAUAUUCAUUUGCAUUCAGCAGAAGAAAGUAAGUCAUACACAUCUGGUAUGACAUGAGAGUGAGUAAAUGAUGAGAGCCUUUUCAUUUUUGUGUGACCUAUACCUUUAAGGUCAUGAGUAGUUUACACAAGGUAUGUGUAAAGAAUCCAAGCAAUAUCAAAGUCUCACUUUUUACUGUAGUUUUUAACAACAAACCUAGGUGUUCAAUUUUCUGAUACUGUAUCAUACCAUACAUUUCUCUAGACUGGAAAGGCUUUUCUCAAUUAUAAGAUAUGGGUAAACAAGUCAAAGAAAUAAAGCAUCAGA